This is a messenger RNA of Capsicum annuum, 1153 nucleotides long. RefSeq names its product peroxygenase. Lineage: Eukaryota; Viridiplantae; Streptophyta; Magnoliopsida; Solanales; Solanaceae. The record is from RefSeq and is a predicted model, not a curated record. Gene Ontology annotation, molecular function: monooxygenase activity; calcium ion binding. The coding region runs from base 155 to 904 and encodes 249 amino acids. The transcript is spliced from 6 exons.
UACCUCUUAUUAAUUGUCAGUUGCCACCAAUUUUGCUCAUAAUUAUACUACUAUUAUUUCUCCUCCUUCACGUUUCUUGAUUUCAUUAUUACAAUUUUUUUUUAUUUUUUAUUUUUUGUUUCAGUUUGUUUGAAGUAAUACAACAGUGAGAGAUAUGGCUAAAACGACUAUAAUAACAGUAGGUGGAAUGGAUCAGAGGAAUCAAGCAUUGACAACAGAAGCCCCUCAUGCACCAGUUACUGCUGAACGUAGAGUUAGAACUGAUUUGGAAACUUCUAUUCCUAAGCCUUAUAUGGCUAGGGGAUUGGUUGCUCCGGAUAUGGAGCACCCCAACGGAACACCUGACCACAAGCACAACGGCAUGAGUGUUCUUCAACAGCAUGCGGCCUUCUUCGACCAGGAUAAUAAUGGCAUCAUUUAUCCAUGGGAAACAUACUCUGGACUUCGUCAAAUUGGUUUCAACAUGAUUGGAUCGUUCAUAGUGGCUAUUCUAAUCAAUGUUGCUUUGAGUUACCCUACUCUACCAGGGUGGUUUCCUAAUCCGUUCCUUCCCAUAUACAUUCAUAAUAUACACAAGGGCAAACAUGGAAGCGAUUCGGGUACCUAUGACAGAGAAGGCAGGUAUAUGCCAGUGCAUUUUGAGAACAUCUUUAGCAAGUACGCUCGGACAGUGCCUGAUAAGCUUACUCUCGGAGAAGUGUGGGAUAUGACUCAGGCCAAUCGAGAGUUAUUUGAUUUUUUUGGCUGGAUUGUUUCAAAGUUGGAGUGGGGACUUCUGUAUCUUCUUGCUCGUGAUGAAGAUGGUUUCUUAUCGAAAGAGGCCAUAAGGCGAUGCUUCGAUGGGAGUUUAUUCGACUAUUGCGCCAAGGUACAAAUGGGAGGUGACUAUGCUAAGCAAGAAUAGGUUCACUUUGAAGUGUAGAUGUCAAUGUUCUUACACCGAUGUAGUAAUAAUCUGAGAAAUUGCCGUAAACCUUGUAUUGAUGCUUAGCAUUUUCCUUUGUCAAUUAGCAACUCGAGAUGGAUCAGAAUUAUAACGUGUGCGACUAUCUUAUCUAACAUGAAUGUAAUCAAAGAUCAUUGUGUGAGUGUUGUGAACUUGAAUGAUAAGUAAACAAGUGUUACCCCCUUAACACUUGGGCCUGUUUGCACA